Molecule: messenger RNA, 787 nt
Organism: Elaeis guineensis (African oil palm)
Lineage: Eukaryota; Viridiplantae; Streptophyta; Magnoliopsida; Arecales; Arecaceae
Source: RefSeq, a predicted model, not a curated record
CCCAAAUUCGUUAUCCACGUCAGGGCAUUUGGCAACAACACCUUUUGCACUGCAAAGUCCAGGCCAUUGAUUGUUACCAAAAUUAGUACUCAUUUGGCCGGCCACCAGAAUAAAUAAAGAUACAACCCAAAUCUUUCAAAUAACCCUGUCAACUAGAUUGUUGCUCCCACGUUUCCUUGGUUGCUUUCGACUGGAGUAAUAAUGUAUUACAGCUUUAAUGACAACGGCUUUAAUUUUAAAUUCUAACGGACCCUUGGCCCCUGCUGGGCGUCUGGUGCAGCUUUCGAUUGCGCUCCUCUUUACUCUCUUCUUCAUCCAUCCCCCCUUCUCUCUCUACGUCGUUCCGUGGAAGGCUCAAGAGAUAAAGAAAGGAGGAGAAGCACCGCAUCUACCAACUCAAGGUCCCAAGUCCAACAAAAGAGAAGCAGAAGAAACUCCCGAAAGCCAACAGCUAAAGAAGCUUAGGAAUGGCGGGUUUUGUGGGAGUUUUGGUCUCCGAUCCCUGGCUCCAGAACCAGUUCACCCAGGUGAAACUCCGCUCCCUCAAAUCCCAGUUCCUGUCGAUAAGAGAUCACGGAUGCUCCGCCAGCAACCUGAAGCUCCGCCGCGAUGUCGGAGCUCAAGAUCGGCGGCGAUGGCCUCAGCGAGGCGGAGCGAGCCUCCUUUCUCCAAGAAUCCUUCCCCAGCCUCGACGAUAGUGUCGGCUUCGAGCUCUUCCUCCAGCAUUGACAUAUGGGAACAAAGCCGCAGGCACGCAUUCCAGCUCGAGUGUAGCUUACUAUUAUAA